GCUAUCGGGAAUAUUCCAAGCACGAUUUUCAACGAGUAUCCGCAGAUGAAGACCUAUAGGAACCGAAAGUUACCGAUGUCCAUAUUUCUUGGCGCUAUACUGGUUUUUAGCAGCUUGAUCAUUUUCAACCUCUUCACCCAAGGAAGGUCGGAUAAAUCGCGACCGUUCAUAUCUUUAAAGUUUCUUGAUGAAAAGUUGCAUUCGCAUGGCAAGAGCCCAUCAGGAUACAAGUACAGCUGCGAUACAGCUACAGUCAGAAUGGGUGAUAAUGUGUUCAUGGUUAUUCCAAGCGAGCCGCCGGACGAACCGAUGACGGAGUCGGAGGGCCAGCUAGGAUCUCCGGGCGCAUUUCAAUGGACUGUCUACGAAAUCACCAGGGCUGAUCGGGAGGAGAAGAAGAAUGAGUUUCGUUAUCGCGGCCAAAAAUUAAACUGCGUCGUUACAUUCGUCAAAGCGAUUUACCAAUUCAUGCAUCAUAACUAUAUCUAUAGCAUUUGUGGCAACUGUACCUAUCUUGAUACCAAUGGGACAACUGAGACACUAAUCAGAAUGACAUUGUGCACUACCUAUGAUCAUUCCACAGCCAAUAUACCCUCGGCUCAUCGGAAGGGCCAACCCGAGAUUCGAACAUAUGUCUAUGAAGUGCUCGAGAAAAUAUUCCCCACGUUAUCGAUCCCUCCUUCCACUAUGCCGUUAUCUGUCUAUCCACCAUAUUACAAUGAGACACAGUCAAACAUAUACAGGAACCAGGAGAUCACACGGCGGAAUGUGUCGCAACUGACGAUCUGGCUUGGCAAUGUCACCUUUAUCCCGGCAGCUGACUUGAGCGAUGUACCGAGCCAGUUAACACCGGGCACAAUUGUGGCGCCUCAGGGCACAGUUCUUGUUGAAAAUUUGUCGAACCCGGGGAGCUACUUUGAGGCCUUCAAGAAAACUGACGAGAAAUCCUCAGGUUUUCAGAUCUCAGUCGUGGGUGUCGGGGAGGUCCGACCGUUCCGCCAACACGAAUACAAUCUCACCAAAAUCCCAUUGAUCCUCGCCCAGAUGUUCAACUACUCUUACUCGAUCAACGGGCUCUUGAUGAAUUUGGCCGCCGCUGAUCUCAAUCAGAAGGAGAUUGGAACCCAUUACUUAUGUAAUGCCACUCGAAAAGAAUGGCUGCCCGGCACGAAAGUCUUCUCAGCCACCUUCGGUAACUCGAUGGGCACGUUUGGGAUCUGCUUUUCUAUUAUGGUUCUGGUUGCUCGUCGAUUAGAUAAUCUUCCAACAAGGCAACGGGAAACAGAUCGGCAAUCAGACAGUUCUGGAACACUUCACUUGGAAGAAGGUGAAGAUCACCCACUCAAAAACAUUGAGAAAUGA
This is a messenger RNA of Puccinia graminis f. sp. tritici CRL 75-36-700-3, 1362 nucleotides long. RefSeq lists its product as uncharacterized. Lineage: Eukaryota; Fungi; Basidiomycota; Pucciniomycetes; Pucciniales; Pucciniaceae. The transcript has 10 exons. Bases 46 to 1362 code for a protein of 438 amino acids. The record is from RefSeq and is a predicted model, not a curated record.